Penicillium nucicola is the source of this 1437-nucleotide messenger RNA. Its product is annotated as ankyrin repeat domain-containing protein. Gene Ontology annotation, molecular function: protein binding. The record is from RefSeq and is a predicted model, not a curated record. The transcript is spliced from 3 exons. Lineage: Eukaryota; Fungi; Ascomycota; Eurotiomycetes; Eurotiales; Aspergillaceae. The coding region runs from base 1 to 1437 and encodes 478 amino acids.
AUGUCUGGGAUUGAGAUCCUGCCCGACGAGCUUAUUCUCCAACUCACCUUGCUCUCAUCAGAAUCAUCUCUCGCCGCUUUGGCGCGGACAAACCGCCAUCUCCAACAAAUCUGCACCUCUAUUCUAUACCGCCACAAUUUGCUCCACAACAACAGCUCCGCUUUAGAAUGGGCGGCACAAUCCGGCCGUAUUGACACACUGCAGAAGGUGCUGAAUGCAGGAGCCUCUUUACCCAAGAAACAGGCCAAGGGCGAAUCUCGCGAAGAAGGCCCGCUAACCAUCCAGUUUGGGAUCGAACGUCUGCACAAAUUCCACAACUUCCGGCCACAUCCGAUUUCGCUAGCAGCCCAGGCGGGCCAUUUGCACAUCGUCCGCUAUAUGGUCGAUCGUGGGGUCAGUCCCAACACCAAAAAUCCUGAGUGGUUUACACUGCUGGCACUAACCGCUGCCCAUGGCCAUGUUUCUCUGACCGAGUACUUGCUGCACGUGGGUGGCAGGCAAAACAUUCGCGCUUUGAGAUGGGAACGAGGAAAGCAAAGCAGAUUUGAUGAAAGAGGCUCUUUUCGCAGCAGUGAAGGCGGGGCACGUCCCUAUAGUCCGAUUGUUGUUUACGCAUGGAGUGCAAGUCAACCUCUUUGGAAGUUGUGGUCAUUUUCAAGGGACCCUCUGUUACUGGCGGCGACCAAUGGGAUGAGCGGUUUGGUGUCGCUAUUUCUUGCGUACGGUGCGGAUCCAAACUUGAUACCGGUUUCACGAGGGUCAGAGACACCGUUGAAGGCGGCGGUGACUCAAGGCCAUGAGCAUCUACUUCUGCUCUUGGUCCAGGGAACGACGAGGCUCCGGCGCACCAGAGUAUUGGCCUUCACUGUGACACAUGGGAUCAGAAGCAUGGCGGAGACAUUGCUUCGAAGCAUACCACGUUGCACGGGGUGGGACCACGAGGACUCGGUACAGCCCUUGCUGUUAGUGGUGCUGAAUAAGAGGCUAGAGCUAGCAGAGCUGCUGUUGGACUCAAGCGGGGAUACAAACGUGCGGUGUACUGAAUGCCCUAGGGGCAGAUUGAGCAAGCCAUUCGACCAAUUCCUAUUUUGGGCCGUAGAAGACUACCAUGAAGCGAUGGUAGAUCUGCUCCUGGAGCGUGGCGCAUACCCGGAGAUUGAGGAUAAUAUGGGACGCCCUCCGCUCACAUACGCCGUUAAGGGCGGACAUGAGGCCGUUGUUAAAAACCUGCUAGAUCAUGGGGCAAAUCCACACCGUGCAGUAGAUCAUAGUGGCAAGAAAUUGUUGUUGUUGGGGCGAAUGAAGCAAACUAUACGUGCUCAGCUACAAGUGGCGGAGGGGAGAUGGGAAUGUGCCGGGGUUCUUAGAGCGAGUAUCAGGAAAGCCUGUCAUUCUGCAGGUGUCUUAUCAACAUCUGCUCGUUCUAUCCUCUCAUGA